AUGGAGCGACGCAACCUGCAUCGUGAUUUGGACAAGUGGCAUCGCCAGCAAGCCGUGUUUAUGCCCAAGGUUGAAUUGCCAGAUGCGGAGGAUGCAGAGGACGAGGAAGAUGACGAAACAUUUGGAAGACCGGAAACUGAGGCUUUGGCCCUGCCAUCGGACUUCAACAAGACCGAGCGCAAGGCCUUCGAACUGGAGGUGCUAGCUGCAUUUGAAAAAUGCAUCUGCAUCGGGCAAGUGCAUGACUUACUAAGUGCGAUCAAGGAGUCAUUGCGCCAUUGA
Messenger RNA from Sparassis crispa, 282 nucleotides. RefSeq lists its product as hypothetical. Lineage: Eukaryota; Fungi; Basidiomycota; Agaricomycetes; Polyporales; Sparassidaceae. The record is from RefSeq and is a predicted model, not a curated record. The coding region runs from base 1 to 282 and encodes 93 amino acids. The transcript has a single exon.